Caenorhabditis sp. 36 PRJEB53466 is the source of this 854-nucleotide messenger RNA. The record is from the annotation of a GenBank genome assembly. Lineage: Eukaryota; Metazoa; Nematoda; Chromadorea; Rhabditida; Rhabditidae.
AUGGUGAUGAUACAAGACACGAGCAUGUCUUCUCAAUAUCGUGAGAAGCGAUCACUUUCCUCCACGCCGCCGCGCUUCUUUUUCGGCAAACUCCACAUCAACGUACGUUUGUGUGACACACAAUCACGCGCACCGCAACCCUUUUGCAGAGCACAAUGAAAGCGAUCGUCUCGUUCGGCAUCAUUGUCAUUCUGCUGCUCGUCGUCCUGCUCUACUUCAAGUUCGCCAAGGCCAUGUUCAUUUUGCUCGUGCCCACCUCCGUCUCCGUCAUGACCGUCGUGGCGAUCGUCGCCAAAAAGCAUCGGCUCGUCUAUCCGGUCUUUGCCAUCUCGGUUCGCGCCGUUUUUUCUCUAAAAAAUCACAAAAAAACGCAUGUUACAGAUGUUCCACGUGAUUCUGUCGGUGUACGCUCUGCUCAUCUUCAGCUUCUACUUCUUCUUCAAACCAUUCUACAUUCUCAUGGUUUCGAAUUGGGCGUUCGACAGUCAGUUCGAUUGGUGGCCUAGAAAACGCGAAAAUUCAGUUUUCAGCCAUGCACAACGACAAAAACGCGGCGUUCUACUUGCAAUCGGCGGCCGUCUACCUUUUUCUCACCUCUUUCCUGGCGUUCAACUGGUGGCAAGGCCACGUGGCACUCAACUACAUCGUAAGUGCGCUCCAUUGACAAACGUGGAAAUAUCGGUAUUUUUCACCGCAGAAAAUUGGUAAAUAUCGAGUUUUAUCAGUUUUUAUCGGUAUUGUUUGCCGAGAGAGUCAAUCGAUAAUUUCAGAAGCACAUUCGCGAGGAGAACGACGACGAGCCACGUCAAUUGCAUCAACCGACCAUUGUGACCGUCAACAAGCCAAUGUACUAG